This is a messenger RNA of Carassius auratus (goldfish), 1408 nucleotides long. RefSeq names its product phosphatidylcholine:ceramide cholinephosphotransferase 2-like. Gene Ontology annotation, biological process: sphingomyelin biosynthetic process; ceramide biosynthetic process. NCBI's taxonomy places the organism in Eukaryota, Metazoa, Chordata, Actinopteri, Cypriniformes, Cyprinidae. The transcript is spliced from 5 exons. The record is from RefSeq and is a predicted model, not a curated record. Gene Ontology annotation, molecular function: sphingomyelin synthase activity; ceramide cholinephosphotransferase activity. Gene Ontology annotation, cellular component: Golgi membrane; plasma membrane; endoplasmic reticulum membrane. The coding region runs from base 109 to 1161 and encodes 350 amino acids.
CACGUCAUAUGAGAGCUGAAAACACUUUCAUUAUCGCAGCAGAGGAGAGUAACCUACAGUGCCUUACAGAAGAGAGUCUUGGCAAGAAGUGGGUAGUUGUGGGUACUCAUGGCAUCGUCAGACCACCAAGGAAACAAGGACCCCACAAACACAGAUGGGACGCCGUCCCCUGGCACAUCUUGCCCCGUCCACAGCCACGCUGCAGAAGAAGCGAAGCGCAACGGCUUGAGGAAAGCCCUGGUCAGACAUCGAGACUACGUCAAAAUUUCUGUACCUGAAGGAAAGGGCAAUCGUUUGCCAUCCGAAUGGUGGAAGACGUUCAUCUCUUUGUUUUAUGCCAUUUUGAACCUGGUUUUGACCACGUUUAUGAUCACAGUGGUUCAUGAGAGAGUACCACCCAAGGAGAGCAGCCCACCUCUGCCGGACAAGUUCUUUGACUAUAUAGACCGCGUGCAGUGGGCCUUUACAGUGACUGAGGUCAAUGGAAUGGUUCUGGUCUCUAUAUGGUCCAUUCAAUUGCUCUUUCACAGAUACAAGGCUAUUGUAGCAAGACGAUAUUUCUUCCUCUUGGGCACAUUGUACAUGUAUAGAUGCGUAACCAUGUACGUCACCACUCUACCUGUGCCUGGCAUGCACAUGGUCUGUGCACCAAAGCUCCACGGAGAUUCCCAGGCAAUGCUGCAGCGUGUUCUGCAGUUGCUCUCCGGCGGUGGAUUAUCAAUCACCGGAUCUCAUCUGUUGUGCGGUGACUUCCUCUACAGCGGCCACACUGUCAUACUCACGCUCACGUACCUCUUCCUCAAGGAGUAUUCUCCUCGUUCUUUCUGGUGGUACCAUCUUCUGUGUUGGUUAACGGCUGCUGUGGGUGUCAUAUGUAUCCUGGUGGCUCAUGAGCACUACAGUGUGGACGUGGUGGUGGCGUAUUUCAUCACCACCCGACUGUUCUACUGGUAUCACACUAUGGCUAAUCUGCAGACUUUAAAGUGUUCUCCGAACAACUACCUCACUCACACCUGGUGGAACCCCGUGUUUAACUUGUUCGAGAGGAACGUCCAGACCCAUGUGCCCUGUUCUUUCUGCUGGCCGAUCACAUGGCCGCCUGCCUGUCUGAAGAACCCCUGUAAGAAAUAUUCCAUGGUGCAGAGCAGCCGGGAGGAGUGACGUUGUGAACUCAUCACGAUGCCAAGACCAACAUGUGGAAAUCAUUUGUAUUUCGUUUGUGGCUGUCCCAGUGUUUACACCAUACCAAAGAACUAAAACUGUUUGGCUAUUGUUGCUAAUUAGAUCUCUAAUGACAUUGGGCUAAACAGAUCAAACUCAAUAGUAUUUGACAAUUCAUUGUUGAUAUUUUUACAUUAAUUUAUAUUCAGUCAAUGUGGCCAUUUAAAUAAACACUUUUCUAAGUACU